Messenger RNA from Phoenix dactylifera (date palm), 4115 nucleotides. RefSeq names its product basic helix loop helix (bHLH) DNA-binding superfamily protein. The record is from RefSeq and is a predicted model, not a curated record. NCBI's taxonomy places the organism in Eukaryota, Viridiplantae, Streptophyta, Magnoliopsida, Arecales, Arecaceae.
CCGCCGAAACGGAGCCACCGGGGGAAAAGGACACAAAGGAGGGAUCCCACUCCCUUCCUUGGUUUCUAGCCUCCCUGACAGAUUCCAGGACGUAUUACCGGCGGAGAUCCAUACAUCCCGAUCGCCUCCAUCCUCUCCUCUUUCCAUUUCCAGAUCGAGAGAAGCACUGGAAAUGGACGAAGUUUACAAGGAGUUGGAGGAUUUGAGGUCGGAUAUGGAGACGCUCAAGGAAGAGUACCGGGUGAAAUGCCAACUGUCUGAGAGCUUGAGGAGAGCUCACGACGAGCAACUCGAUAGGCUCCAAGAAGCGAAGGCCAAGAUGGAGAAGCAAGAAAGAGAGAUUGAUACAAAGGCAGCAGAAAUUUGUUUGGUGAAGAAGACGUACGAAGACUUGAAAUCCAUUGUUGCCGAAAAAGAAUCAGCCUUGAAGAGUCUGGGUCUGGCAAACGAGAAUUUGAGGACCAGCUUUAGGGAGAAGAUGAGGAAUCUGGAAGGGGAGAACAAAGAGCUCGUCUCGGCUUUGGAUCUGGCCCAUGCUAAAAGAGAAGAGCAGGAGAGGAUGAUAUGUUCAUAUAGGGAAGAGAUCGAAGGGCUCAAGAGUCUUCUGUCAGUGUCUCAGAGGAGGUAUUCUGACGCAGAGCAGAGGGCUCAGGCACCUAGAGAAGUAGUGAGGAGGCGAGAUGAAAUGUUGCUGAAAUUAGAGGAGGAGAAAGGGGAAGUUGAGGACCAGCUGAAAUGGAAGAUCGAGCAGUUCAGGCAUCUCGAGGAAGCUCACAGUAAGCUUCAAGAUGAGUUUCGGGCAGCUCAAAGGGAAUGGGGUUCGGAGAGAUCCAACUUGCUUGAUGAGAUUCGUACUUUGCAGAUGAAUUUGGAUUCUCAAACUAGAGUGCUGGAAGACCUUCGUUCUCAGUUGAACAUGUGCAACCAAGCCCUAGCCCAUGAAGAAAGCCGAAGAAAAUUGCUGGAGGUUCAAAUGUCUGAAUCAAAGUCAUUGUAUGACAAUGUUGUCUCGGAGUAUGAGGAGGCCAGAUCGACAAUUGAAGCACUGACAACGAGGAGAGAUGAGGAGAUUGCCUCUUUAAGGAAUGCAUUGGCUAUCAAAGCAACUGACCUUAAAGAAAUGGAAUAUACAAGAUAUCAAAUUGAACAGGAAAAUGAGGAGCUGCGGGAAUCUUUGAAGGAACAUCAAGAAGCGCAAAUUGAUGGAGUGGGUGCUUCUGCUUCUUUGAAGACUUUGCGUCGGAAAUUUAAAGCUUUGGAGCAAGCCCACAGAGGUUGUUCUGAGAAACUGAAGGCUAGAGAAGCUGAAUUGAAAGCCCAGAUAGAGAAACUAGGGAUGAAUUUGGAUGAAUGCCUGUCCCAGCUAAGUUCCAGAGAUAAACAGCUUCAGGAGUUGCAGAGUGAGUUAAAAGGCAGCCAUUCCUUAUUAAUGCAACAAAAAUUAGAGAAUGAAGAGAUUUCGGUGGUGCUUAUGGUACUGAAAUCGAAAUUUUUGGAGUCCUGUUCAAAUAUCGAACCUUUGAAACUUGAGGCGGAACAGCAUACUGCAAAAGUCGAGGAAAGAAUUGCUCUCAUGACUAAACAAUUAAGGCAGAAGAACAUUGCUCUUAUGCAAGCUCAGGCCAAGGCAAUCCAGGAACAUGAGAUGUUAGACUCAUCGCGGAGCAGGAUUGAGUAUCUAGAAUCUAUUGAGUGGAAGUAUGCUAUGGUGCUGAAAGAGCUUGACACAUAUAAAGGGAUGCUUGAAGAAUCAUGCAGGAAUUUUGACCGCUUAAAAGAGCAAGCUUCUCAGAAAGAAAACAACCUUCAGGAGGAUUUGAGAAAAGCUUCAAAUGUUCUAGAACAAGCAAAUUAUGCUCUUGCUGAGAAAACCAGUGAGCUGAACAAAGUGGCAUUUGAAUUGGAGCAACAGAAACUGGUCGCGGAGCGGAUGGAGAAGAUCAAAUCUGAUUUGGAAACUGAACUGAACAAAUAUCAAGAUGAAAGGCAAGCGGCUACAAGGGAAUUGGAGGUUGCUUUGCUGGCCAAGUUGCAUGCUGAAAAGUCUCUCAUGGAGGAGAAGGAGAAUUUUCGCCAAAUAACAGAAGAGAGGGACAAGAUUGUAGAAGAGCUUCGGCAGUGCAUUGUUUGUAUGGAAGAAGAUAAUGCCAGGCGAGCUUCUCAGAACGAAUGCAAACUUCAGGAGGAAUUGAGAAAAGCUUCAAAUGCUCUAGAACAAGCAAAUUGUACUCUUGCUGAGAAAACUAGUGACCUGAACAAAGUGGAAUUUGAAUUAGAGCAACAGAAACUGGUUAUGAAGCAGAUGGAGAAGAUCAAAUCUGAUUUAGAAGCUCAGCUGAACAAAUAUCGUGAUGAAAGGCAAGCAGGGACAAGGGAAUUGGAGGUUGUUUUGCUGGCCAUGAUGCAAGCUGAAAAGUCUCUCAUGGAAGAGAAGGAGAAAUUUUGCCAAAUAACAGAAGAGAGAGACAAGAUUAUAGAAGAGCUUCAGCAGCACAUUGUUUGUAUGGAAGAAGAUAAUGUCAGGCGUGCUUCUCAGAAGGAAAGCAACCUUCAGGAGGAUUUGAGAAAAGCUUCAAAUGCUCUAGACCAAGCAAAUUAUGCUCUUGCUGAGAAAACUAGUGAGUUGAACAAAGUGGAAUUUGAAUUGGAACAACAGAAACUGGUUAUGGAGCGGAUGGAGAAGAUCAAGUCUGAUUUUGAAACUCAACUGUACAAAUGUCAUGAUGAAAGGCAAGCAGCCACAAGGGAAUUGGAGGUUGCUUGUCUGGCCAAGAUACAAGCUGAAAAGUCUCUCAUGGAAGAAAAGGAGAAUUUUCGCCAAAUAACAGAAGAGACAGACAAGAUUAUAGAAAAGCUUCGGCGGCACAUCAUUUGUAUGGAAGAAGAUAAUGCCAGGCGAGAGUCUGAAGUUGCAACUCUGGUCAAGUUAGAGGCUGAGAAGAUCACUGAAAAACACGAGAAGAAAUUUCUUGAAUUUGCAGAGGAUGUGAACAGGAGAUUGAAAGGAAUAGAAACCAAAUUUGAUUUGCUAGGACAAAACUACGUGCUAAGAGAGAGUGAAAUUUUGAUGACCCUCGGGCAAGAGAAAGCAAAGUGGUUUAAAGUUAUGAAAGAAAAAGAGAACAUAAUUGCUGGUGUUCAAAAGCAUGUUUUAUCACUUGAACGAAAUAUUACUCAGUUUGUUGAAGCUGCUGCUGCUUCAAAACUUGCAGGCAAACAACUUGAGAUCUGCAAGCUUUAUGAGGCUUUGCAGAAGUUUGCAGCAGAUUACCUGCUUGAUGAGCAGGAAAUCCAGUUCAAGAACAUGUGGAUUGCUGAACUGGAAACAGAAAUCAGCACUCUCCAGUUGAAAUUGAAGGUUGAAGAAAAAUUAUCAUUUGAUUCACAGAAGUGUGUAGAACGACUUAAAGCUGAAGUUGCGACGGAGAAGUUGGAAAAGGAGAAAGAGCAAAUUCUAGUUCUGAAUGAACUUAAAACCACACAGAAUAACAAAAGAACUUUGGAGGACCAGCUAGGACAGUGUAAGGCCAACAUAAAAGCCCUUCAUGAUAUCAUUGCACAGUUUACAUCAGAAAGGGGAAAGUUAGUUGGGCAAGUAAUGGGGUUCAAUGAAAUGAUAGGCAUGAUAUUUCAUAUGGAUGAAGACCUUACAAGAACCUGGGAUAGAGUCAUGCAGAAAGCUGGGAAUGAAGACAGUGUGAAAACUUCCGAUAGGAAGGAUCUGUUCACCUCCAGCAAACUAGAUGGCAGGAACAAUAUCUCCCCUUCAAGGAACAAAGCAGGACAGGUUACUGAUAGAAGGUCACCCUUGAAGGAGUAUAACUGCUGAUUGUUGGAAGGACUGGCAGGACAAUUUGUAUCAGGAGUUGAAAUUUGUUGUAAGAUACUUGCGAUUAUUUUGAUCACCUUCUCUGAUGACAACAUUUGUUCACGCUACUUUGUGAUCAUGUCAGAUACCUCAAAAGUAUUUUUAAUGCUUCUAACACUUUGCUGCAGACAUUUUGAUUAAAUUCAACUUGUAGCCCCUCUUAAUUUUUGGAAAAAGCAUAUAAGAAAUUCUUGCUUCUUGUAGUAAUGUUGCGAUUCUUAAAUGCAACCCAUCUUUUUUUGCUUGG